Messenger RNA from Dovyalis caffra, 1140 nucleotides. The record is from the annotation of a GenBank genome assembly. Lineage: Eukaryota; Viridiplantae; Streptophyta; Magnoliopsida; Malpighiales; Salicaceae.
AUGGAAACUCUGCUCAAACUUCCAUUCCCUAUCUUCUCUAACAACCCAAAUAUCCUCAUGACAAAACCCACCAAACCCUUGAAAGUUUCAAUCAAACCUCCACCACCAGGCUUUGAUUUCAGGUCAGAUAUUUUGCAAGAAUCUAGAGCCACAAUUGCAAGAACCUACCCUGAAUUGCUUGACUUGGCUAAUGAAGGCACCUUAGUUUUGGUUGAGAAGAAACUUUUUGGUCCUGUACCUGCUUGGAGGACUGAGUUUGUUGAGCCAGAAGGAAUAUGGUUGGUUGGGACUAAUCAUAUUUCUAGUCAAUCUUCGGCUCAAGUGGAGAGAGUGGUCAGGACUGUUAACCCUGAUAAUAUAGUAGUUGAGCUAUGUAGAAGCAGAGCUGGAAUUAUGUACACUUCCAAUGAAGGUGAGGUCAACCAACAACUAAGAUCAAGUGUGUUCUCUUUGAGUGGAACUGGAUUUUUCGGGGCUGUCGGCCGUAGCAUAAACUUGGGAGGUCAAACAGCUUUAGCAUUGCGUCUACUUUUAGCCCUUUUCUCAUCAAAGAUUUCUUCUGAUGUCAACCGGCCUUUCGGAGAUGAGUUCCGAGCUGCCCUAAAAGUGGCUGAAGAAAUUGGUGCUCAAAUAGUCUUGGGGGACAGGCCAAUUGAAAUAACUCUUGAAAGGGCUUGGAAUUCUCUGAAAUGGAGUGAGAAGAUCAGUUUAGUGACUGCAGUUGUUCGCGGAAUUACCUCAUCAUCUGAUAUAUCUAAGAGCAAUUUCGAGGCAUCAAGCACAGAUGAUGGAACCUUUCAGCUCUACGAGCAGCUCGGUUUUUCAUAUCCAUCACUCCUGCAGCCUCUUAUACACGAACGAGACACUUAUCUUGCAUGGUCUCUAAAACGAAGCAAAGCUGUGAACAGCAGUAAAAGAGUGGUGGGGGUGAUAGGAAAAGGCCAUAUGAAUGGUGUAAUAUAUGCAUUGGUAUCAGAUCAGGGAAACCUGCGGUUUCGAGACCUUGCCGGAAGAAGGUCAUCAGGAGGUGGUGAUGGGUCUAAUGGCUUUGUUACUGGUCUUGUUAAGAGCUUUGCAAGAGAUACUGUCAUUGGCGUUCUGCUGUGGCAAUUGUAUGAACAAAUCAAAGGUUCAUUGUAG